Exophiala aquamarina CBS 119918 is the source of this 1680-nucleotide messenger RNA. Its product is annotated as vacuolar protein 8. The record is from RefSeq and is a predicted model, not a curated record. The transcript is spliced from 6 exons. The coding region runs from base 1 to 1680 and encodes 559 amino acids. Gene Ontology annotation, cellular component: fungal-type vacuole membrane. Gene Ontology annotation, biological process: vacuole inheritance; nucleus-vacuole junction assembly. Lineage: Eukaryota; Fungi; Ascomycota; Eurotiomycetes; Chaetothyriales; Herpotrichiellaceae. Gene Ontology annotation, molecular function: protein binding; protein-membrane adaptor activity.
AUGGGCAAUGCUAUAUCCUCCUGCUGCAAAGGGCGACCCAAGGAUAACCUCUACGAGCCUGCCCUCGCCGACAGUGAGCGUGAAGCCGUUGCAGAUCUUUUGCAAUAUCUGGAAAAUCGUGCCGAGACAGAUUUCUUUUCCGGCGAACCUCUACGAGCCUUGAGCACGCUGGUGUAUUCGGACAAUGUCGAUCUUCAAAGAAGUGCCAGCCUCACAUUCGCUGAGAUCACCGAACGCGAUGUAAGAGAAGUCGAUCGCGAUACACUCGAGCCCAUCUUGUUCUUGCUCCAGAAUCCAGAUAUCGAGGUCCAGCGAGCCGCAAGUGCCGCACUCGGUAACCUUGCAGUCAACACCGAGAACAAAGUUGCCAUUGUCCAACUCAGCGGACUCCCUCCCCUGAUUCGACAAAUGAUGUCCCCCAAUGUCGAAGUUCAAUGCAAUGCUGUCGGUUGUAUCACAAAUUUAGCAACUCACGAAGAUAACAAGGCCAAAAUCGCCCGCUCAGGAGCACUAGGGCCUUUGACUCGAUUGGCAAAAUCAAAAGACAUGCGGGUGCAGCGCAAUGCUACCGGCGCACUACUCAACAUGACACAUUCAGACGACAACAGACAGCAGCUUGUCAAUGCCGGUGCAAUUCCAGUGCUCGUUCAGCUUCUCUCCUCCCCCGACAUGGACGUCCAAUACUACUGCACCACUGCCUUGAGCAACAUUGCUGUGGAUGCUUCAAAUCGAAAGAAGCUUGCCCAGACCGAGUCACGCCUAGUUCAGUCCUUGGUUCAGCUCAUGGACUCUGGAACCCCCAAAGUCCAAUGUCAAGCCGCCCUUGCCCUUCGAAACCUUGCUUCUGACGAGAAGUACCAGCUGGAGAUCGUCCGAGCUAGAGGCUUGCAACCCCUUCUACGACUUCUUCAAUCUUCAUAUCUACCACUAAUUCUAUCUGCUGUCGCAUGCAUUCGGAAUAUCUCCAUUCAUCCCUUGAACGAAUCCCCUAUUAUCGACGCAGGCUUCUUGAAGCCCUUGGUGGAGUUACUUGGAUCCACCGACAAUGAAGAGAUUCAGUGUCACGCCAUCUCAACUCUUCGAAACUUGGCAGCAAGCUCUGACCGCAACAAACAACUGGUACUAGAAGCUGGGGCGGUGCAAAAGUGUAAAGAAUUGGUUCUCUCUGUUCCACUGAGUGUCCAGUCCGAGAUGACAGCUGCCAUUGCUGUUCUGGCAUUGAGUGACGACCUCAAAUCCCAUCUCCUGAACUUGGGAGUCUUUGAGGUUCUCAUCCCAUUGACAGAUUCGGAAAGCGUGGAAGUUCAGGGCAACAGUGCCGCUGCCCUAGGCAAUUUGUCUUCCAAGGUCGGCGACUAUUCAAUUUUCAUUCGCGAUUGGUCCGAACCCAAUGGUGGCAUUCACGGCUACUUGAGGCGAUUCUUGGCCAGUGGCGAUCCUACCUUCCAGCAUAUUGCAAUCUGGACGCUAUUGCAGCUAUUGGAGUCUGACGACAAGAAGCUGGUGAGCCUGGUCGCCAAGGCCGAAGACAUCAUUCAGAUGGUCAAGACGAUUGCUGAGAAACAUGUCGAGUCUGAUGAUGAGGAUGGCGAAGAAGGUGAAGGUGAAGUAAUUGCAUUAGCCCAGAGAUCCUUGGAAUUGCUUGGGAAAGGACCGAAGCAGACUCUUGUGGAAGGCUGA